Messenger RNA from Aspergillus vadensis CBS 113365, 1809 nucleotides. RefSeq names its product aminotransferase-like domain-containing protein. The coding region runs from base 214 to 1809 and encodes 531 amino acids. NCBI's taxonomy places the organism in Eukaryota, Fungi, Ascomycota, Eurotiomycetes, Eurotiales, Aspergillaceae. Gene Ontology annotation, biological process: aromatic amino acid catabolic process; L-tyrosine biosynthetic process. The transcript has a single exon. Gene Ontology annotation, molecular function: aromatic-amino-acid:2-oxoglutarate transaminase activity; pyridoxal phosphate binding; L-2-aminoadipate:2-oxoglutarate transaminase activity. The record is from RefSeq and is a predicted model, not a curated record.
GAGUUAUCCAAAGUAGAUAUAAAGAGGAAAGCGCGAUAAGCGAAAGACAACGAGAAGCGGAGUACUCGGAGAGUUCGAGUACAUCACUCCGAUCUCUCCGGCAUCAAGAUAAGUGAUGUCUUGUCCUGCCCAAACUAUAAGAAAAGACUAGAACCCUUCACAUCAUGAAGUGCAUCUUGCUGCAAACUCUCUAGCCCAUAACUUAACCCCACAAUGACACGCCUACAAUCCACCGAGAUCAAAGCCCUUCGAGCUGCGGCGCCUCCUCUCCCUCUCAUCCCUGCCCCAGCCGUCUCCUCCGAUGAGUACAAAUCACCAUACAACCGUACAAAACCACCAGCAAAGCACCUAAACCACCACUUCAGCCUCGAAAGCCGGAACUUUACCGGCUCAGCGUUGAAAAAGGGGUCCAGCCCAAGCGGUCCACGGAAGAUCAUCUCCUUAGGAACGGGACGACCAACAGCGGACUAUUAUCCGUGGAAAUCUAUAACCCUGAAUGAGCCUACACUAAAAGCCAAUCUAAAACUACCCAAAGAUCAGGAACAAUGCCACUCAGCGAACACCAUAACCAAACAUGACUUAACAUACAACCUCUCAAUCGCAAUGAACUACUGCCUCGCAAACGGAUCAGCACACUUACUCCGAUUCAUCACCGAGCACGUUGAACUCGUUCACAACCCCCCUUAUGCAGAUUGGGCAACGUUUCUCUCCUGUGGAGCGACUGCCGCGACGGAGGUGGCGUUUCGCAUCUUCUGUAAUCGCGGGGAUACCGUUCUAGCGGAGCAAUAUACGUACCCCGGGACGCUGGAAAGUGCUGCGUUGAAUGGGGUCCACGUCCAGGGGAUUGAGAUGGAUGAGGAUGGCUUGCGGGCUGAUGCACUGGACGAGGUAUUUUCCUCUUGGGAUGAUGCUCAGUCUCCCAGGCCGCGCGUGCUGUAUACUAUCCCGACGGGCCAGAAUCCGACUGGAGUUAGCCAGCCGUUGGAAAGGCGCAGAGCUAUCUAUGAUGUCGCAGAGAAGCAUGAUCUCAUAAUCAUCGAGGAUGAUCCGUACUAUUUCCUGAGGAUGGGCCCUUACCACGGCCACGACCAAGACGCCUAUAGGAAAAGUGGUACUGAUACCAAUCACUCUGCCUCAGAAGACGACAAAGCCGCUCAGAUCUACCAUUCCGAGUCCAUCCCCUCCUACCUCACCCUAGACACAUCAGGCCGCGUGGUACGUCUCGAUUCGGCAUCCAAAAUCCUCGCUCCCGGGCUACGCGCCGGCUGGGUCACUGCACCCAGGCAAAUCAUCGAUAAGUUCACCGCAUACCAGGAAGUGAGUACUUUAGCUGUUAGCGGCCCCUCACAGCUAAUGCUGUGGCACCUGCUCGAUGAGAACUGGGGGCAUGAUGGGUUCACCGCAUGGCUUGUUCAUCUCUCGCGGGAGUAUCGGUGGCGGCGGGAUGUGCUCCUUGAUGCUUGCAACAAGUACUUGCCCAGGGAGGUUAUGCAGUGGAAUACACCGGAGUUCGGCAUGUUUUUGUGGGUUAAAGUUGACUGGAGACAGCAUCCUCAGCUCAAGAGCUUGUCUGGAUUGUCGAUGGAGGAGGUUGGUGCGCAGAUAGUCGGAUUGGAGGAGAGGAUUACAGCUAAGGCUUUGGAGAAGGGAGUGCUUGUGACCAGGGGGUCGCUGUUCGCUUCGAAUCAGGAACGAAUUGACCAUCUGCAUUUUCGGAUGACGUUUGCGGCUGCGGAGGAGGGGGAACUGAAGGAGGGGGUGAGGUUGUUUGCGGAGGCUGUGAGUGAGGAGUUUGGACUACGCAUCUAA